This is a messenger RNA of Olea europaea var. sylvestris, 2420 nucleotides long. Its product is annotated as plasma membrane ATPase 1-like. Gene Ontology annotation, biological process: regulation of intracellular pH; proton transmembrane transport. NCBI's taxonomy places the organism in Eukaryota, Viridiplantae, Streptophyta, Magnoliopsida, Lamiales, Oleaceae. The transcript has 15 exons. Gene Ontology annotation, molecular function: ATP hydrolysis activity; ATP binding; P-type proton-exporting transporter activity. The coding region runs from base 263 to 2368 and encodes 701 amino acids. The record is from RefSeq and is a predicted model, not a curated record. Gene Ontology annotation, cellular component: plasma membrane.
UACAUACAUAAAUUAAUGGGAAAUGCAAAAGGCUAUGUACUACUGCAACUGUUACCACUCAAUCUGCGGUUUCACAGUUUCAUUUCUAUUAUAGAUUUGGUGUAGGUGGUCACGCCUCAGUUUGGUCUUGAAAUCCGUUUCCCAUACUUAAAAUCUAAUCUUUUUAACUGGAAUCUCCUAGGAGCCUCUGUUUAUGGUGGUUCUUGAAUAAGCUUUGAUCUGAACUCUUGGUUCUUUAGAGAAGAGUUUACAGGGUUUCGAGAUGGGUGAUAAACCUGAAGUUUUGGAUGCUGUAUUGAAGGAAACUGUUGAUUUGGAGAACAUUCCCAUUGAAGAAGUGUUUGAGAAUUUGAGAUGUACCAGAGAGGGUCUUUCAACUGAGGCUGCUCAAGAAAGAUUAACCAUUUUUGGGCACAACAAACUUGAGGAAAAGAAGGAGAGCAAAUUAUUAAAGUUUUUGGGGUUUAUGUGGAAUCCUCUCUCAUGGGUUAUGGAAGCUGCGGCUAUAAUGGCAAUUGCCCUUGCAAAUGGAGGAGGAAAGCCUCCGGAUUGGCAAGAUUUUGUGGGUAUUAUUACUUUGCUUGUGAUAAAUUCGACAAUUAGUUUUAUUGAGGAGAACAAUGCUGGCAACGCAGCAGCAGCUCUCAUGGCUAGUCUUGCUCCAAAAGCUAAGGUUCUUAGAGAUGGGAGGUGGAGUGAGGAAGAUGCUGCAAUUUUAGUCCCCGGUGAUGUAAUCAGUAUUAAACUUGGAGAUAUAAUUCCCGCUGAUGCUCGCUUGCUCGAGGGUGAUCCAUUGAAAAUUGAUCAGUCUGCUUUGACGGGCGAGUCCCUUCCUGUAACAAAGGGUCCAGGGGAUGGUGUUUACUCAGGUUCUACCUGCAAACAGGGAGAGAUUGAAGCUGUUGUCAUUGCUACUGGUGUUCACACAUUUUUUGGAAAGGCUGCUCAUCUUGUUGAUAGUACUAACCAAGUCGGGCACUUUCAAAAGGUUUUGACUGCAAUCGGGAACUUUUGUAUUUGCUCUAUUGCGGUGGGGAUGAUUAUAGAGAUUGUUGUGAUGUACCCCAUCCAACAUCGGGAUUAUCGCCCUGGGAUUGAUAACCUUCUUGUGCUUCUCAUUGGAGGAAUACCAAUUGCCAUGCCAACUGUUCUAUCUGUUACAAUGGCCAUUGGUGCUCAUCGUUUGGCUCAACAGGGAGCUAUUACAAAGAGAAUGACAGCUAUAGAAGAAAUGGCAGGCAUGGAUGUGCUUUGCAGCGAUAAGACUGGAACUUUGACUCUGAAUAAGCUCACUGUUGAUAAGAAUCUUAUAGAGGUUUUUGCCAAGGGUGUUGAUGCAGAUACUGUUGUUCUGAUGGCGGCCCGAGCAUCUCGAACAGAAAACCAGGAUGCAAUAGAUACUGCUAUAGUUGGGAUGCUGGCUGAUCCAAAGGAGGCACGUGCUGGCAUUCAAGAACUCCAUUUCCUUCCUUUUAACCCUACCGACAAGCGAACGGCAUUGACCUAUUUAGAUAGAGAUGGGAAAAUGCACAGGGUCAAACUAUCAAAUCUUGUGAUUUUAGGUACCAUUAUGACCAUAUCAAAGGAUAGAGUGAAACCAUCUCCUCUGCCAGACAGCUGGAAGCUUGCUGAGAUUUUCGCAACUGGAAUUAUUCUUGGUGGAUACUUGGCAAUGAUGACAGUCAUAUUUUUUUGGGUAGCGUAUAAAACAAAUUUCUUUCCGCGAGUAUUUGGAGUGUCGACUCUUGAGAAAACUGCUCAUGACGACUUCCGGAAGCUUGCUUCAGCAAUAUAUCUUCAAGUGAGUACCAUCAGUCAAGCACUGAUAUUUGUUACCAGAUCUAGAAGUUGGUCAUUUGUCGAGCGACCUGGUUUGUUGCUUGUAGCGGCAUUUGUGAUUGCUCAACUGGUUGCAACUUUGAUUGCGGUUUAUGCGAAUUGGAGCUUUGCGGCAAUUGAAGGAAUUGGUUGGGGAUGGGCUGGAGUAAUCUGGCUUUAUAAUAUCAUUUUCUAUAUCCCGCUCGACUUUAUAAAAUUUUUCACCCGUUAUGCUCUUAGUGGAAGGGCCUGGGAUCUUGUUCUGGAGCAAAGGAUUGCUUUCACCAGGAAGAAGGAUUUUGGAAAAGAACAGCGUGAGCUUAAGUGGGCACACGCACAAAGAACCCUUCACGGGCUGCAAGUGCCUGAUUCCAAAUUAUUCAACGAAACCAACAAUUUCUCCGAGCUCAAUCAGUUGGCCGAGGAAGCCAAAAGGAGAGCUGAGAUUGCACGGUUACGAGAGUUGCACACACUUAAGGGUCACGUUGAAUCAGUGGUGCGACUCAAGGGUCUCGAUAUAGACACGAUUCAGCAAUCAUACACAGUAUGAGGUGAUGAUCUAAAUUUGAUGGUUGCUGUUUAACAUGUUGUGCCGAGACUGA